Molecule: messenger RNA, 1203 nt
Organism: Raphanus sativus (radish)
Lineage: Eukaryota; Viridiplantae; Streptophyta; Magnoliopsida; Brassicales; Brassicaceae
Product: dehydration-responsive element-binding protein 2G-like
Exons: 1
Coding region: 74-988 (304 amino acids)
Biological process (GO): positive regulation of DNA-templated transcription; response to stress
Cellular component (GO): nucleus
Molecular function (GO): transcription cis-regulatory region binding; DNA-binding transcription factor activity
Source: RefSeq, a predicted model, not a curated record
UCAUACUCAUUACCAAUUUAGUUAGAGACUAGUUUGAAACUAGUAAUAAAUAGCAACUCUCCAAGAACAUACCAUGGAAGAAGAAGAGCUACCUCCGGCCAAAAAAAGAAACGUGGGACGAUCUAGAAAAGGUUGCAUGAAAGGUAAAGGUGGUCCAGAGAACGCUAAGUGCACUUACCGUGGAGUUAGGCAACGGACUUGGGGUAAAUGGGUCGCCGAGAUCCGAGAGCCUAACCGUGGCACCCGCCUCUGGCUCGGCACUUUCAAUACCUCAGUGGAAGCCGCCAUGGCGUACGAUGAAGCAGCUAAGAAACUGUAUGGACACGAGGCUAAGCUCAACUUGUUGCACCCACAACAACAACAACAACAAAAGCAAGGAGUGAAUAGGAACUUGUCUUUUUCUGGCCACGGGUCAGGUUCUUGGGCUUAUAAUCUCGACACGGUUCGUGGGUUGGACCUUGGUCUCGGUACGUCAAAUGGGUCACGCGGUUUUAGUUUUCUACAAGAAGAUAAUCAUCAUAAUUCUAGUCACUACUUAUCUUCAAGUGGCUCGAAUCUUUCUUGGUUAUUACCAAUACGAAGUAGUUCACAAGAUCAAGAAAGUGUUAAUACUACCAGUGGUUGCGGCAGUGAAGGUGGUGGCUAUACGUUUUCGUCAAAGUUUAAACCGCAGAGCUUGAUGAUGACUCCUCUGGACAGCAAUUCAUCUAAUGGAGUUUGGUCUAGGUUUCUUGUGGGACAAGAAAAUAAUACAGAAUAUGACGUGUCAUCAUCUUGUGGCUCGUCGUCAGACAAUAAGGAGAGUGUAUCAGUUCCUAGUCACGGCGGUGGAGAAGGGUUACAUAGGCCGGAAGUGGAGGAGGGAACAGGGUAUUUGGAGAUGGACAAUCUUUUGGAGAUUGAUGAUUUGGGUUUGUUGAUAGGCAAAAAUGGAGAUUUCAAAAACUGGUGUUGUGAUGAGUUUCAACAUGCAUGGAAUUGGUUCUGAUGAAAGAGUUUUACUUAUUGUGUCAUUGUCAUUACUUAUUAUAAUUAUCUUUUUUUUUUUUUUUUGUUCACGACUUAUUAUAAUUAUCUAGGAUUAAAUAAUUGUUAUAUAUACAUCAAUCGUCCUCGCUUCUUCUCUGGCAUUUAGUAUGUGUAUAAAUAGGUUUGAGCAUGUUUCAGAGUUCCUUAAAACGAUAUUAGUUGAUUUGAAAUGAA